This is a messenger RNA of Drosophila suzukii, 2689 nucleotides long. RefSeq names its product Nimrod A (gene NimA). Gene Ontology annotation, cellular component: membrane. The record is from RefSeq and is a predicted model, not a curated record. NCBI's taxonomy places the organism in Eukaryota, Metazoa, Arthropoda, Insecta, Diptera, Drosophilidae. Gene Ontology annotation, molecular function: protein binding.
UUCCGUUUGCGGGGUGCUUUACAUUUCACUUUCGCUUUGUAGAAUUGUAGAAUCGUGGAAUCGGGUGUGCAGUGCGUACUUCCGCUCUCCGAUCUCAAGUCCCUCGCCACCCCGGACGGCCUUUAUUGGCUCGACGACAAUUUGCAAUGACUACUGUAUUUUGUUGCUGUUUUCGUAGUUUACUUUAUUUCGAGGAGGAACAUUCGGGUAUGAUACGAGAAAGGUUUCUGGGGAAACUUUUCCUGCUCUUAGUAUUUGUUAUACCACUGGGUUCCGGACAAAACAGCAGCCUGAAAAUCAACACAAACCUGAAGGACAUCGAAGACGUGGUCGUGGCCCUGCCCUCCAUCCAGGGACCGGGUAAUAUCUGCAUCCGCGAGGAGCCCUACGUGGAGCAUGUCCAGGUGCCGGAGAUGCAGCCGGUGCGCGUGCGGACCUCCAGUUGGUGCAUGGAGAUCCCGCCGAGGUGCGCCACCUACAAGACGGAAAUGCGCGAGGUGAUGCGGGUGCAGAAAUUGAACAAGACGCGAACUGUUCGCUUUUGCUGCCAAGGCUACGAGGGAAAUCUCUCCGACAGCCAGGCCACAUGUAAACCCAUAUGUCGGGGCGGCUGUGGGCGUGGCAGUUGCGUAAUGCCCGACAUUUGCAGCUGCGAGGAGGGCUACGUUGGCAAACAUUGCACACAACGAUGUGAUCAUGAUCGCUGGGGCUUGGACUGCAAGAAUCCCUGCCAAUGCCAAAAUGGAGCAGCCUGCGACAACAAAUCAGGACUAUGUCACUGCCUAGCCGGUUGGACAGGACAAUUUUGCGAACAGCCCUGUCCCAAGGGAACCCAUGGCAUUAUGUGCCGCAAGGCCUGCGAUUGCGAUGAGAAGCCCUGCAAUCCACAAACUGGUGCCUGCAUCCUACAGGAUCAUCCGCUGGAGCUGAAUGUGAGCCAUGUCAUCGUGGAGACUGUGAACUCCACGCUGGAGAAGAUGGGUAUUAUUCCACGCGCCACCAUACCCCCCACCCAGCCUGAGGUCAUAGUAAUCAAGCAGCCGGUUAACCAAGAGAACGCCCAGCCCGCACCGAAGAUCAUUGUACACCAGUCGGGCACUGAGCUGCUCGAGAAUCUUCAUUCGGCCUCAGUCGCCGGGGCACCCACUCCGGAAAUUAUCCACGUCAUCACCAAUGGGAUCACCUCGCCGCAGGAACAUCUGGCCGGAUUCGUUGGAGGUAACUCCAAUGCAGGCCAGGCGGCAGCAGCGGAUCAUCAGUCCGGUUUGGUGACCACACUGGUUAGCGUUAUGCUACUCCUACUGAUAGCCAUUGCGGUGGGUUCGCUCUACAUUUAUCGGAGGUAUCACCACAAGAACUCAGCCGUCUACAAUGCCAACGGGACAGUGUCCACGUUGCCGGCGAAUCCGGAGGUGGUUCUCACCGAGGCCGCGGCCCUGGGCAAAAACUUCCACGAACCACUGCCCGAACCGCCCGUGGUCUUUGCGGUCACGCCCCACUCGAACGAGGCACAACCAGAAUUAUAUGACACGCCCAGCAACAACUCUUCGAUAAAAACACCGCCCUACGCAUAUGCUAGGAAGGAGUCCCUAUACUCGGUGGUCUCGCCAAAGUCUCGUAAGGGUAGCCUGGACUCGCAUCUGUACGAUGAGAUCCGGUACCAUCAGCAGCACCACCUCCAUCAUCAGCACCACUCUCGGAACCACCAACACGUCCAGCACUCCACAACUGCCUCUGCAUUUUUGCCAGCCAGGCCGCCGGUGAUGCCAGCAAGUGAACAGUUCUCCAACGGGGGUCAUCAUCCCCAUCAGCGAUCGCACCAUGUCACCCACUUGAUAAUCCCCCCACAGAACUCCAACUUCUUGCAGGUUCCUGCCCAGAUCACUGCCAAAAGAAUUGCCCACCUGUGAGGAGGACCAGAAAUAUUAAGUCAAGGGUCUUGAACCUUUUAAAUAUUUUGAUGUAGAUAUUACAAAUUUCCGACUUUUGGUAAUAAUACGUUAAUUGUACAAAUCCAUUUCUUAAUUGGAAUUCAGUAUACAUUUUCUUGACAUUCAUGAAAUUAUCUUUUCAAAUAUUUUCAAACAUUUGUCUUUUAAGUGCCAACUUUUUCAGAUAUACUCCAUUUGUUCUUACAACUUUUGACAGUAAAAAUAAAAUGUGUACAUAUAAGGAGAUGUUACGUAGCUUAUGAUAUAUUUUUACUAGAUAAGUUCUUAUUCUGGUAAUCUCUCUUAUAAUAAUAAUGAUUUAAAUUUAAAUUAACCUAAAAUAUUUCAAAUAUCCUUUUAAGACAUUAUAUUUGUAUUUGGAUUAUUAAGAGAAAAUGUCGCAAUUUCAGAGCUGAGUCCUGUCAGUCCAACUUUAUCCAUCUAUCAACGAUAAACCAAUGGGUAAACCGUUUGUUAUUUUAGACUCUGGGACUAUUUCGAUGCAGUCUCAAAUAUGAUCGCAAGUCAUAACAAUAAUUUUACCAAAUUCACUUCUCUAUGAAUCGAUUUUUGAUUUGUUGUUGACUCACUGUAUGAAGAAAGAAAACUGACCUGUGAGAAACGCAACUGAUUUGGGUUCGACACUACCACAAUUUUUAAAACUACACAUAGGGAAUCACUACCGAUAAGAACUGGAUACAAAAUAUUCAUCCAGUUAAGUAAAAUAAAUAAAUUUUAUUAAUAUUUAAGUAACUAUU